This is a messenger RNA of Hyposmocoma kahamanoa, 2743 nucleotides long. RefSeq names its product probable RNA-binding protein 19. The coding region runs from base 1 to 2700 and encodes 899 amino acids. The transcript is spliced from 15 exons. The record is from RefSeq and is a predicted model, not a curated record. Lineage: Eukaryota; Metazoa; Arthropoda; Insecta; Lepidoptera; Cosmopterigidae. Gene Ontology annotation, cellular component: ribonucleoprotein complex; cytoplasm; nucleus. Gene Ontology annotation, molecular function: mRNA binding.
AUGUCUCGAUUAAUCGUUAAGAACUUGCCGAACAAGGUGACGAAUGAAAGUCUGAAGGAGAUUUUUAGUCAAAAAGGGGAAAUCACAGACGUGCAACUGAAAUAUACGAAAGAUGGGAAGUUUAGGAACUUCGGCUUCAUCGGAUAUCGGACAGAGGGGCAGGCUGCGGAAGCCCAAGCCUAUUUUGACGGUACCUGCAUCCGUUCAAUGAAGAUACAAGUGCAAGUUUGCACAAACUUGGGUAAUGAAAAUAAGCCGCGAGCAUGGAGUAAAUAUGCGCCAGAUAGCACAGCGUACAAGAAUCUUCAUAAAAACGUAAAUGAAGACAAGAAAACAUUAGUGAAACAAAAAAAAAAACUAGUAAAAAAUAAAAACAAAAUUACGGAAUUGCUCAAGAAGCACAAGGACGAUCCACUUUUCACAGAGUUUAUUGAUGCUCACAUCAAUGAUAACACAGCUUGGAUCAAAGAAGCUCUGCAAAAAACCACCAACAGUGAUGAAGAUAGUGCAGUGGAAGAUGGACAAAUGGAUGGUAAAGAGACGAAGGAAACGCAUGAAACUGCAUCUAAUGAUAAAAAGGAAACAAAACAAGAAGAAAAGAUUGCUAACAAACAAAUUAGUGACUUGGAGUACAUGAAAAUUUUAAUGAAAUGUGUUGGAAAUGAUACUAAAGUAGAUGAAAUCCCACAAAAUGAAGAAAAGGCAAAGAAAGUCAGAAAUAGACCACUGUUUCAUGUUAAAAUAGCUGGCCUGCCGUACAAGACAAAGAAAAAAGACAUAAAGGAGUUCUUUAGGCCACUAGUGCCAUUCACAAUCAGAUUGCCUCUUGGCAAGGGAACGAAAGUAGCAGGGUUCUGCUAUGUUGGCUUCAGGACUGAAAAGGAAAUGAAGAAAGCACUUGCUAAGGAUAAGUUGUUUUUGGGUAAUCAUCGUGUGCAUGUACACCAAUAUGAGGAUAAAGCAAAGAAAGCAGCUGAGGAAGAGGAACAAAGUACUAAGAUAAAGAAUCAAGAAAAAGAAUCCAAUGAAGAAAGUAUUGGCGAAAGUGGCAGCAUUUUUGUGAGAAAUCUACCUUACAUAGUUUCAGAAGAAGAACUUACUAAUCUAUUUGAAAAAUAUGGACCCCUAACCGAAAUAAAUAUGCCAAUAGACAAAGUAUUAAGACAACCAAAAGGCUUCGCAACGGUUACUUUUGUAAUGCCCGAGCAUGCAGUCAAGGCGUAUACGGAACUCGACGGCACAGCGUUUUGCGGUAGAAUGCUACAUCUUCUACCUGCUAAGACAGAGAAAUUGGACAAUGAGAGUGAUGAUGAAGGAUUAUCAUUUAAAGAGAAGAAAGCGAAAAAGCUGAAAGCCCAAGCGAAAUCUUCACACAACUGGAACGUUUUGUUUUUGGGUGCAAACGCCAUUGCGGACGUCGUCGCGGCCAAUUAUAACACCACUAAAGAACAGCUGCUUACCGGCGACAACAAAAACACCAGUGCGGCCGUGAGACUUGCCCUCGGUGAAACUCAGCUCGUAGCUGAAACAAGAGCUUUCCUCGAGAACAAUGGAGUGUAUUUGGAUGCUUUCAAUAAGCCAGCGAAAAAAAGAUCAAAAACAUGUGUAAUUGUAAAAAAUCUACCAGCGAAUACAGACAAAGACGAAAUAAAAACGACAUUUGCAAAACAUGGCCAUAUAGCAAGAUUUCUAAUGCCUAAACACGGCAUUACAGCUCUCGUCGACUUUGUUGAACCAUUUGAAGCUAAAAAGGCGUUUACUAAAUUGGCUUAUUCUCAGUUCAAAGCUGCUCCUUUAUAUUUAGAAUGGGCACCGGAAAAUGUCUUUGUAAAGUCUGCAGAAGUUGUACCAAGCCAGGGGAGUGAUGAGGAACAGGUAAAAACGAGUGUGAAAAAUGAAGAAAAUGAAAUUAAAGCAAGGGCACAUUUGGCAGAUAACGAAAUACACGCAAACGAAACAAGUCAAGAUAAUAUAGAUGAUAAUAUAGACACACGCGAACCAGAAAAUUCAACAACAUUAUUUGUAAAAAAUCUUAAUUUUAAAACUACUGAAGCAUCUUUAAAAUCGCAUUUUUCGAGUUGCGGAAAUAUUUACAAUGUGACUAUAGCAAAGAAGAAGGACCCAAAGGUACCUGGGCAGUUCCUAUCUAUGGGGUAUGGUUUUGUACAAUUUUAUAAAAAGCUACACACAAACGAAGCUCUUAAAUCUCUUCAAGGAUCAAUGUUGGACGGCAAAACGCUCGAAUUAAAACGAUCUGAAAGAGGAAACAUAGAUGAAGUCAAAACAUCAAAGAAAUCAAAUAAAGAUACAACCCAAAAUGGAACUAAAAUACUAGUACGCAACGUACCAUUCCAAGCGAACAGAAACGAGCUGCAUGAAAUAUUCAGGGCAUUUGGUGAAAUCAAAACAUUGAGAUUGCCGAAAAAAUUGACCCCAGGCGCUGAACAGCAUCGUGGUUUUGCUUUCUGCGAUUAUUAUUCUAAGACUGAUGCUAAGACUGCGUUCGAAGCGCUAUGCCAAUCGACCCAUUUGUAUGGGCGACGUUUAGUACUUGAAUGGGCAGACCAGACGGACGAGAUCGAAGACGUUACCAUGCUGCGAAAAAGAACCGCUCAAUCAUUCAACGCUAAAACACCAGGCGGAAAGAAGUCUAGAAAAGCUGCGGUCGAUGUAGAAACAUUUGUUGACGGCAAGAAAUAGCGUCAUUAUAUUUAUUGAAAUGUAUGAUAUUGUUAAUAAAAUU